AUGCUCGAAUCUCCUCAUCUCCUCUCUGCCAGCCUGGCACUAUCGACCGCAAGUUUUGAGUCAAGAGGCUUGAAAGAAGUCGAAGGAACCAGCACGUCUCGGAUCAUGGAACAUCUGCAGUCAUCUGGCCUGCCACUGCUGAGAUCAGCGUUGGCACAAGGGCAGCAGAGCGAGAUUCUUAUUGCGACAUGUCUGAUCUGGUGCCUGGCAGAUGUAUUUUCGGGACAGCAGGGGAUGUUUAGGUGGCCGAUUCAUCUGCAGGGUAUAAAAGCUCUUCUUCACGGCCGUCAUGAUUACCAGAGAUUCGUGACUGGUGACAACGCCUUGAGAUCUGCGAUGAAGCAUCUCUUUAUGCUGUAUCGGAGUCUGGAGACUCUACCACACGUACCCAAAAUAACAUCAGAGAAGGCCAACUUGAUCGUUCCCGCGAAUACAGCAUACAAUCAUCAGAUUGAUGGUUUUCUAGGAUAUAGCGAAGAACUCCUCGACAUAUUACAACAAAUCAACGCAUCUACACCAGGAGUAGGGCCAGACGAUUCUUCAAUUGAUGCAGAUACCUUACUCGGCAAGCUGAACGCUAUGAUCAGAAGAGAUGUCAAGUCGCCACCCGGCGUCUCGAUAUCAUCCCUUUCAUCACAAUCAGGUCGCGAGUUUGCACUCUGCAAUAAAGUCUUCCAGCAAGCCACUCUAAUCCAACUCUACCGACAAUUAUACGGGCUGCCAUCGUCAUCACAACCUAUACAGGAUGCUGUUCAUACCAUGAGCGGAAUGAUCAGUAACAUGGCACAAGGCGAACCAUGCAAUACUUGGGUCGCAAUGGCCAUGCCGUUAUUCACUGUUGGUUGUGAGGCUUACAAGGAGGAACAGAAGGCUUUCAUCCUUGAUAAGAUUCACAAACUUGAGAUUUGCAUCGGUUCAUUGCAUGUCAAGGUAAUUGAACAAGCGCUCAAAGAUAUUUGGAAGAUCAGAGAGGAUUUCAACGAUUUUGAAGGAUACCUGUGUGCCAGUCAUUUACUAGAAAAGUUGUCAUACAACAUUGUUUUGUUUUGA
Messenger RNA from Fusarium proliferatum ET1, 1050 nucleotides. RefSeq lists its product as uncharacterized. The transcript is spliced from 2 exons. Gene Ontology annotation, biological process: positive regulation of transcription by RNA polymerase II. Gene Ontology annotation, cellular component: nucleus. Bases 1 to 1050 code for a protein of 349 amino acids. The record is from RefSeq and is a predicted model, not a curated record. Gene Ontology annotation, molecular function: DNA-binding transcription factor activity; transcription cis-regulatory region binding. NCBI's taxonomy places the organism in Eukaryota, Fungi, Ascomycota, Sordariomycetes, Hypocreales, Nectriaceae.